Anisakis simplex (herring worm) is the source of this 2784-nucleotide messenger RNA. Lineage: Eukaryota; Metazoa; Nematoda; Chromadorea; Rhabditida; Anisakidae. The record is from the annotation of a GenBank genome assembly.
AUGGAUAUAUUGAGUGUUUCGUGGAGGUUUUAUGGCUUAUUGGCCGGUGCUUUAUUUCUGAGUUCAUUUGGAGUUUCUGCAUUGGGGACGGUUUUAUCGGUAAUUUUAUGUCUGAUUAUUGGUUUCAUUGCAUUGAUCCUGAAAGUUGGCAAUGAUAAAUCAGAUCAGUUAAUAAAAGAUUUCGAUUUCAUCGCCAAACAAUACCACUUCUCGUCGGGUAUUCCUCGCUUCAUCGCAAAUCCGGAACGUUUUGCAGAUAAAUCCGCAUAUGAGCAAGAACAUUCUAUGGCACAGUCACCCAUUCUCGAUCCCAUCUUGGAACAGAUACUUGGCUAUGUGAUGCGUGAUUUCGUUGAUUGCUGGUAUGGUACAAUCACGCCUGAUCAGUUGUUCAAGGAGAGUUUGAAACGAUCCAUAAGAAGAACAAUUGCUGCAUUUUCACAGUGUAUUCGCAAGGUGGAUUUUGUACCGCUUCUAACGCAGCACAUUGUCGACGAUUUUGCAUCACAUUUGCGACUCUACAGAAAGGCGAAAGAGCACGCACAAUCGGUUUCGGGCGUAAAUUACACAAAUGAUGAAUUAGAGACGAAAUUCUUUGACUUGGAACUGGAAAUGGAGAAGUGUUACUGUAGAGAUCUAGUGUCAACAACGCCACAAUAUGAGAACGCAUACUUGCACGAUGUCAUCGAUAUUCUGUUGUAUUUGUUGAUGCCAAAUGAGGAUUUUCGUUCACGUCCAUUGCGCUUUUUGAUUCGAGAAAUAACCGUUCGUCGUAUAGUGUUACCUGUUUUGGAUAUGUUCAGUGAUCCGGAUUAUAUCAAUCAUAUUAUUGUUUGGUUGUUAAGCGAAGUACAGUUGAGAUCCGAGGAUUUUAUAACAACAUUAGAAACGAGCAAAGAUGUACAAGAGUUGGAAGCUGUACUGGAAUCGCUUUGUGAAGAGGCUGCUGCGUUGCGUGCGAAAGAUACAGGCGGUGAACAAGGUGUGCUCGUCAAGCAGCAGUUGGCCAGUAUCGAGUAUGUGGACGGCGUGAUACGACGUCGAAUGGAGCGUUUAACGUGCACACCAGUUGUCUCCGAACCGCACACUCUGUUACCUUCGUCGAGUGCGAACGAUAACAAUGCCCUUGUACAAUUACCUAUCUAUGUGGUGCUCACCAAUAAUAUUGGUGUCACUUAUUUCACCGACUUUUUGGCAUCUGUCGGUGGCCAAAAUCUUAUCGAUUGCUAUUUGGCUAUUGAGGGUUUUAAAGUGUCUGUUGAGCAUCAGCAACGUGGCUUAGCGAUCGGUGAAACGAUGGAACGUGAUGUUUAUGAGACAAUCAAAGAGGCAGCUUACUUCUUGUUUCAUCAGUAUUUGUCACAAGAGGCAAUUACGCGAGUUUCAUUAGAUGACGCUAUUGUGAAUCGUUUCUUGUCAUUACUUCGCAACGAUGAAUCUCCAGAUAUUUGGUUUGAACGAAUACAAGAGAAAAUCACUGAGAUUUUGAGAGAUGAUGAGCGUUUCUACGCCAGUUUCAAAAAGGAUGUUCUCUACGUGAAAAUGUUGGCUGAAUUAGGCAUCAACUCAGAAGAAUCUGAAACGAAUUAUUCUGGUGGAAGUGAUGAAGGUGCUGUAACCAGUUCAACGAAUCCCACCUUUGAUGAGAGUGACAAACAAGCGGGUAAACUAGAAGAAGGAAUCCAUGUACAUAUUGAAACGUUGGGUAUCGGUCAGCAAGGCAAGCAGACAUUCGCACUAUAUAAUGUACGCGUAUCACGCAUCGAUGCUAAUGGUAAAUGCUUAUCGGGAUGGAACUAUCCGAAAUUGAAUAAUCUUUCAUUUCCUGGCAAAAAAACGUUCAACAAUUUGGAUUCGCAUUUCUUGGAGAAACGUACCAAAGCUCUUAAUAUAUUCAUGAUGAGUAUUUUGAAACGGUCGGUUUUGAGUGCGAAUCCAGGCUUGGAACAAAUUAUUUUUAGUUUUUUGAGUCAGAAAGAUUACGUUGGUGAACGAGAAGGUUUAUCGAAGAAGCUUGUGAACGCCAUGUUCGACCCGAUCAAGUACGGUGUGCGAGUGUUUGGUAAUGCAGUGACGGCCGUGCCGGAUUCGGUCUAUGGAGGUGUCACGAGAAUGGGUGAUGGCUUGAAUAAAGCUGCACAACAAAUCAUUGGCUCUUCUUCGCAGCCCAUUUCGAAUUCGAGCAAUUUGAAUAGUGGCGUUGCAGUGGAUUCGAAUCGUGUAGCUGCAGCGAUUAGUGAUCAGCAAUGGAUGGAAAGUAUACCAUUGAGAGUGCUCGUGUUAAUGAUUGAUGAAGUAUUCGGUGUGAGAGGUCGAAAUGCUUGGUUCCGAAGGCGUUUAGUGGCUUUGUUAAGGCAAUUCGUACACGCAACGAUGGGUUCAUCGAUAAACCGAAAGAUCAUCGAUAUUGUUCAGUGGUUAACAUCACAACAACAAGUUGCACAAUAUUUGGUUGCGUUUAGGAAUUCACUGUGGCCUGGUGGUCAGCUGGCUGAUAGCAGUGAGUGUCGUGGACAUGCAGCGCAACUGAGGACACGUCUCUUGGCGAGAGCUUUAUUGCUCGGCGCUUUACCGGACGAAUUGCGCUUGUUUAUUGGCGCUGAAACGACCAAUUUGGGUAUAAGUAACAUCUCGGAUGCACUUCAGAAUCAGCGAUUGAAUCGUCGUCUGUUGUAUGUGCUCUUCGAGCGAUUAUUAGUCACCGUGUUCCCGGAUAAUCGCUUCGAGAAAAUAUUCCCUCAGCUACACUCUAAAAGUCCUCGAUCGAGAACCUAUUCAACUUGA